CGCCGGUUGCUGCCGCCCCUGGCAACGGUCGGCGUCCCUUCCUGGAGACUGCGCCCUGGACGCCGCGCCGCUCGGUGGGGCAGGAGCUGUGGCUGGGGCAUCCCCCUGAGGAGCAGCAUGGAGCAGCAGAACAGAGAAGGCUGCAGCCCAGGCAGGACCCCUCAGCCCCCCAAGGGCAGUGGUGCUUCUUCAGGUCAAUGGUGCCACCCAGGAAGGAGUCUUAGAGGCCUAAACUAUAACCUGGAGAAGACUCCGCAGGGACCAAGUAAUAGGUUGAGAAACCCUCCUCUGGGGCCUGACUUCAAGCUCCCACCUUUACCCUCACCUCUGGCCCCAUCCAUGCUCUUAGAGGACGAGCAGCCCAGGAUGUCACCCUUGACAGGCACUGAUAAGAAGUACCCAGUGCUGAAGCAGCGUGGGUUCUACUCUGACAUCCUCAGCCCUGGAACUUUGGACCAACUCGGGAACGUGUGUUGUGGCCCCAGCAUGAACCAGAACUUCUUGCGUCAGGCUGACCUCGACAAAUUCACUCCAAAAGUUGGAAGCUUCGUGAUUCCAGAGGACUUUGAGGAGCGCAUGGAGCAGCAGUGCAUCGGGUCCACCACGCAGCUGCUGUCUCAGACAGACUUCCCCCUGCAGUCCUAUGAGCCCAAGGUGCAAGUGCCCUUCCAGGUGCUGCCUGGCCAGCGGCCCCGCAAGGUUGAGAUUGAGAGGAGAAAGCGGAAGUACCUGAGCCUGGACAUCGAGCAGCUGCUGGCCAGUGAAGGCAUCGACUCCAACAAGCUCAUGCCCAGGCACCUGGAUCUCCAGAACCCUCAAACCAUUGAACAGGGCCAUGACCCGCUCUUCCCCACCUAUCUCCCCCUGAAGGUUUUUGACAAUGAGGAAUUUGACUGCCGUACUCCCAGUGAAUGGAUCAGCAUGGGCUUGGAGCCAGGGUCUCAGAACAGGAAACCCGUCCCUGGCAAAGCCCUCCUGCCCACUGAUGACUUCCUGGGGCAUGAGGACCCCAAGAGUCCGAAGCUGAAGUACGAAUGGUGCGAGGUUGGCGUCCUAGAUUAUGACAAGGAGAAGAAGCUAUACCUGGUACACAAGACGGAUAAGACAGGCCUUGUGCGAGACGAGAUGGGGCAGCCCAUCCUAAAUGGAGGGGUCACUGCCAAAGGAAGGCCACCGCUCCUGGUCUGUCAGUACUGGGUGCCGCGGAUACAGCUUCUCUUCUGUGCAGAGGACCCUCAUGUGUUCACACAGCGUGUGGUCCAGGCCAAUGCUCUGCGCAAGAACACAGAGGCGCUGCUACGGUACAACCUGUAUGUGGACUGCAUGCCCUCCAGGGACCAGCAGCUCAUCAGUGAGCAGAGCCUGAACAAGAUCAAGCAGUGGGCCAUGAACACGCCCAAGAUGCGCAAGGGUCCCACGGUCCUCGAGCACCUCAGCAAACUCACCAAAGAAGUGAUCCUGGACUACGAGCGCAGCAUGAACAAGAUGAGCUUUGACAGGAUCGUCUCCUCCAAACCUGACACUUUCUCCUAUGUGACCCUGCCCCAGGAGGAGGAGGAGGAGGUGCCUGAGAAGGGGCUGGUGAGUGUUCCCAAGUACCCCUUCCGAGAACAGAAGGAGGAUUUCACCUUUGUGUCUCUGCUCACGCGGCCAGAAGUCAUCACAGCCCUGAGCAAGGUCCGGGCCAAGUGCAACAGCGUGACCUCCAUGUCACUGUUCCACUCAACCCUCUCCAAGUAUAGCCGCCUGGAGGAGUUCGAGCAGAUCCAGCUGCAGACCUUAUCCCAGGUGCAGAUGUUCCUCAAGGACAGCUGGAUCAGCACCCUGAAGGUGGCUAUGCGCAGCAGCCUGCGCGACAUGAGCAAGGGCUGGUACAACCUCUACGAGACUAACUGGGAAGUGUACCUCAUGUCAAAGCUGCGCAAGCUGAUGGAGAUGAUCAAGUACAUGCUGCAGGACACGCUACGCUUCCUUGUGCAGGACUCGCUGGCCAGCUUCACACAGUUCAUCAGUGACGCCUGUGGCAGUGUGCUGGACUGCCCCGAUGACAUGGUCUGGGGUGAAGACUUAAUGAACAGCCCCUACAAGCCCAAGAAGAAUCCCUUGUUCAUCAUGGACCUGGUGCUGGAUGGCUCAGGGGUGCAUUACAGCACACCGCUGGAGCAGUUUGAGACAUCUCUGCUCAAUAUCUUCGACAAGGGCAUCCUGGCCACCCACUCUGUGCCCCAGUUGGAGAAGCUGGUGAUGGAGGACCUCUUUAUCUGUGGGGACCCCCUGCUGGAGUCGGUGGGCCUUCAUGAGCCGCUGGUGGAGGAGCUGCGGGCUGUCAUAGUUAACGCUAUGCAUAAGGCCAUGAUCCCGCUGCAGGCCUAUGCCAAGGAGUACAGGAAGUACCUGGAGCUGAACAACAGCGAUGUUACCGCCUUCCUCAAAGCCUACCAGACGCAGUGCCCAUCGGCCCAGGAGGUGCGUGAAGUGGUACUCACCCACCUAAAGGAGAAAGAGAUCCUGGACAACUCGCUGCCCAGCAGCAUCAUCAUUGGUCCCUUCUAUAUCAACGUCGACAAUGUCAAGCAGAGCCUGUCCAAGAAGCGCAAGACCCUGGCCACUUCCAUGAUGGACAUCCUGGCCAAGAGUCUUCACAAGGAAGUGGACGGUAUCUGCGAAGAGUUCCGCAGCAUCAGCCGAAAGAUCUAUGAGAAGCCCAACAGCAUUGAAGAGCUUGCGGAGCUGCGAGACUGGAUGAAGGGCAUCCCUGAAAAGUUGGUGGGGCUGGAGGAGCGGAUUGUGAAGGUCAUGGAUGACUACCAGGUCAUGGACGAGUUCUUUUACAACCUCAGCACGGAGGACUUCAAUGACAAAUGGGCUGCCAGCUUCUGGCCAUCUAAGAUCCUCGGGCAGAUAGAGAUAGUGCGGCAUCAGCAUAUCGAGGAUGAGGAGAAGUUCCGCAAAAUCCAGCUCAUGGAUCAGAACAACUUCCAGGAGAAGCUGGAAGGGCUGCAGCUGGUGGUAGCUGGCUUCUCUGUCCAUGUGGAGAUUGCACGAGCGCAUGAAAUUGCCAAUGAGGUGCGGCGGGUCAAGAAGCAGCUGAAGGAGUGCCAGCAGCUGGCGACGCUCUACAACAACCGGGAGCGCAUCUUUGGGUUGCCCAUCACCAAUUAUGAGAAACUCUCCCGGAUGGUGAAGGAGUUCCAGCCCUACCUGGACCUCUGGACCACAGCUUCUGACUGGCUACGCUGGUCUGAGAGCUGGAUGAAUGACCCCCUGUCAGCCAUUGAUGCUGAACAGCUGGAGAAGAACGUCAUUGAGUCCUUCAAGACCAUGCACAAGUGCGUGAAGCAGUUCAAGGACAUUCCAGCCUGCCAAGAUGUGGCCUUAGACAUCCGAACCCGCAUCGAGGAGUUCAAGCCAUACAUCCCCCUGAUCCAGGGGCUACGCAACCCUGGCAUGCGGAACCGGCACUGGGAUAUACUAUCCAAUGAGAUCAACAUCAACGUCAGGCCCAAAGCCAACCUGACCUUUGCCCGCUGCCUCGAGAUGAACCUGCAGGACCAUAUCGAGAGUAUCAGCAAGGUGGCAGAGGUGGCUGGCAAGGAGUAUUCCAUCGAGCAGGCACUGGACAAGAUGGAGAAGGAAUGGUCAACCAUCCUGUUCAACGUGCUGCCCUACAAAGAGACCGACACCUACAUCCUCAAGAGCCCAGACGAGGCUUCACAGCUGCUUGACGACCACAUCAUCAUGACCCAGAGCAUGUCCUUCUCCCCCUACAAGAAGCCCUUUGAGCAGCGCAUCAGCUCCUGGGAGACCAAACUGAAGCUGACCCAGGAGGUGCUGGAGGAGUGGUUGAACUGUCAACGCUCCUGGCUCUACCUGGAGCCCAUCUUCAGCUCUGAGGACAUCAACCGGCAACUGCCUGUGGAGAGCAAGCGCUACCAAACCAUGGAGCGGAUCUGGAGGAAGAUAAUGAGGAAUGCCAACGAGAACCGGGAGGUGAUCAAUGUGUGUUCCGACCAGAGGCUGCUGGACAGCCUCCGGGAUUGCAACAAGCUGCUGGACCAGGUGCAAAAGGGCCUCAGCGAGUACCUGGAGACCAAGCGCAGCGCCUUCCCCAGAUUCUACUUCCUGUCAGAUGAUGAACUACUGGAGAUCUUAUCCCAAACAAAGGACCCCACUGCUGUGCAGCCCCAUCUGCGCAAGUGCUUCGAAAACAUCGCCCGGCUGCUGUUCCAGGAGGACCUGGAGAUCACACACAUGUACUCGGCCGAAGGGGAGGAGGUGCAGCUGUCCUUCUCCAUCUACCCAUCCAGCAAUGUGGAGGACUGGCUGCGGGAGGUCGAGCACAGCAUGAAGGCCAGCGUGCGCAGCAUUAUUGAGAGGGCCAUCCUGGCCUACCCCAACAUGCCCAGGACACAGUGGGUUCUGAACUGGCCUGGCCAAGUGACCAUCGCUGGCUGCCAGACCUACUGGACCAUGGAGGUGGCACAGGCUCUGGAGACCGGCAGCCUUAGCGUCCGACUGUUCCCCCAGCUCUCCCAGCAGCUCAGUGACCUGGUGGCCCUGGUACGGGGAAAGCUCUCCCGCAUGCAGCGGGCAGUGCUGUCGGCACUAAUUGUCAUUGAGGUCCACGCCAAGGAUGUGGUACACAGGUUGAUACAGGAGGAUGUGGUCAGUGUGAAUGACUUUGAGUGGAUCUCACAGCUCAGGUACUACUGGACAAAUAGUGACCUGUACAUCCGGGCUGUGAAUGCCGAGUUCAUCUAUGGCUAUGAGUACCUAGGCAACAGCGGGAGGCUGGUGAUCACGCCCCUCACUGACAGGUGCUACCUGACCCUGACCGGAGCCCUGCACCUCAAGUUUGGGGGUGCCCCAGCUGGCCCAGCUGGCACAGGGAAAACAGAAACCACCAAAGACUUGGGCAAGGCCUUGGCCAUACAGACGGUUGUGUUCAACUGCUCUGACCAGCUCGACUUCAUGGCCAUGGGCAAGUUCUUCAAGGGCUUGGCCAGUGCUGGGGCGUGGGCCUGUUUCGACGAGUUCAAUCGCAUCGACAUCGAGGUGCUGUCUGUGGUGGCGCAGCAGAUCACCACCAUCCAGAAGGCGCAGCAACAGCGGGUGGAGCGCUUCAUGUUUGAGGGGGUGGAGAUCCCACUUGUACCAUCCUGUGCAGUGUUUAUCACCAUGAACCCAGGAUACGCUGGCCGCACUGAACUGCCUGACAAUCUAAAGGCCCUCUUCCGACCUGUGGCCAUGAUGGUCCCAGAUUAUGCCAUGAUUGCUGAGAUCUCCCUGUACUCCUUUGGCUUCAAUGAGGCCAGUGUGCUGGCUAAGAAGAUCACCACCACCUUCAAGCUGUCCUCUGAGCAGCUUAGCUCCCAGGAUCACUAUGACUUCGGGAUGAGAGCUGUGAAGACCGUGAUAUCAGCUGCUGGAAACCUCAAGCGAGAAAACCCCAGCAUGAAUGAAGAGCUGAUCUGCCUCCGGGCCAUCCGGGAUGUGAACGUGCCCAAGUUCCUGCAGGAGGACCUCAAGCUCUUCUCGGGGAUUGUGUCAGACCUGUUCCCCACCAUCAAGGAGGAGGACACUGACUAUGGCAUCCUGGACAAGGCCAUUCGCAAGGCCUGUGAUAAGAGUAACCUGAAGGAUGUGGAGGGCUUCCUGACCAAGUGCAUCCAACUCUAUGAGACCACGGUGGUGCGGCACGGCCUCAUGCUUGUUGGACCCACAGGCUCUGGCAAGAGUACCUGUUACAGAGUUCUGGCGGCCGCCCUGACGUCGCUGAAAGGGCAGCCGUCCAUCAGUGGCGGUGUGUAUGAGGCCGUCAACUACUACGUGCUCAACCCCAAGUCCAUCACAAUGGGCCAGCUGUAUGGGGAGUUUGACCUGCUCACCCAUGAGUGGACGGAUGGGAUCUUCCCUUCCCUCAUCCGGGCGGGGGCCAUCGCCCCUGACACCAACAAGAAGUGGUACAUGUUCGACGGGCCGGUCGAUGCUGUCUGGAUCGAGAACAUGAACACGGUGCUGGACGACAACAAGAAGCUGUGCCUCAGCUCUGGGGAGAUCAUCAAGCUCACAGAGGCGAUGACGAUGAUGUUCGAGGUGCAGGACCUUGCGGUGGCCUCCCCGGCCACAGUGUCCCGCUGUGGCAUGGUGUACCUGGAGCCCAGCAUCCUGGGGCUCAUGCCCUUUGUUGAGUGCUGGCUAAAGAAGCUCCCUUCCUUGAUAAAGCCCUAUGAGGAGCAUUUCAGGACACUCUUUGUCAGCUUCCUGGAGGAGUCCAUCUCCUUCGUUCGUUCCUCGGUGAAGGAGGUGAUUACCUCAACCAACAGCAACCUGACUGUGAGCCUCCUCAAGCUGCUUGACUGUUUCUUCAAGCCCUUUCUGCCUAAAGAGGGCCUCAAGAAGAUGUCCCCUGAAAAACUGAACCGCAUCCCAGAGCUGAUAGAGCCCUGGUUCAUCUUCUCCUUGGUCUGGAGUGUGGGUGCCACAGGAGACAGCAACAGUCGCAUGAAAUUCAGCAACUGGCUCAGGAUCAAGAUGAUAAGUGAAAAUGUGACCCUGCACUUCCCAGGAGAGGGACAGGUGUUCGAUUACAGGUUGGAGGACACUGGGAUCAGCAACAUUGACGAUGAUGACGAAGAAGAGGAGGAGGGCAAACAGGUGGCCUGGGUGAAGUGGAUGGACUCCUCGGCUUCAUUCACCAUGAUUCCAGAUACCAACUACUGCAACAUCAUCGUGCCCACCAUGGACACGGUGCAGAUGUCCUACCUGCUAGGCAUGCUGCUCACCAACCACAAGCCCGUGCUGUGUAUUGGGCCAACUGGCACAGGGAAGACACUUACCAUCUCUGACAAGCUCCUCAAGAACCUGCCGCUGGAGUACAUCAGCCACUUCCUCACCUUCUCAGCCCGCACUUCAGCCAACCAGACCCAGGACCUCAUCGACAGCAAGCUGGACAAGAGGCGGAAAGGUGUGUUUGGGCCACCCCUGGGGCGCACCUUCAUCUUCUUCAUUGAUGACCUGAACAUGCCAGCCCUGGAAACCUAUGGCGCACAGCCACCCAUUGAGCUGCUGCGGCAAUGGAUGGACCAUGGAGGCUGGUACGACCGCAAGAUCAUUGGAGCCUUCAAGAACCUGGUGGACAUCAACUUUGUCUGUGCCAUGGGCCCUCCAGGCGGUGGCAGGAAUGCCAUCACCCCAAGGCUGACACGUCACUUCAACUACCUGUCCUUUGCCGAGAUGGACGAGGGCAGCAAGAAACGCAUCUUCUCCACCAUCCUGAGCUCUUGGGUAGAUGGACUCCUUGGAGAAAGAAGUUACCGAGAGCCUGUGCCUGGGGCCCCCCACAUCGCCCCCUUCGUGGAUCCUCUCGUGGAAGCCACCGUCAUGGUAUACGCCACCAUCACCUCCCAGCUGCUGCCCACUCCAGCCAAGUCUCACUACACCUUCAACCUGAGGGACCUCUCCAAGGUCUUCCAAGGCAUGCUCAUGGCUGACCCAGCCAAGGUAGAGGACAAGGUGCAGCUGCUACGACUGUGGUAUCACGAGAACUGCCGCGUGUUCCGCGACCGGCUGGUCAAUGAGGAGGACCGCAGCUGGUUCGACCAGCUACUCAAGAGCCACAUGGAGCAGUGGGAGGUGACCUUUGAUGAGGUCUGCAUCUUCCAGCCUAUUCUCUAUGGGGACUUCAUGUCACCAGGCUCAGAUGUGAAGUCCUACGAGCUCAUCACCAAUGAGAAAAAGAUGAUGCAGGUGAUUGAGGAGUACAUGGAGGACUACAACCAGAUCAACACAGCCAAGCUGAAGCUGGUCCUCUUCAUGGACGCCAUGAGCCACAUCUGCCGCAUCAGCCGAACUCUGCGCCAGGCACUAGGCAACGCCCUCCUGCUGGGCGUGGGUGGCAGUGGCCGCAGCUCCCUCACGCGGCUCGCCUCACACAUGGCUGAGUACGAGUGCUUCCAGAUCGAGCUCUCCAAGAACUACGGCAUGUCCGAGUGGCGUGAGGAUGUCAAGAAGGUCCUGCUCAAAGCUGGCCUGCACAACCUGCCCAUCACCUUCUUGUUCUCAGACACCCAGAUCAAGAAUGAGUCCUUCCUAGAGGAUAUCAACAAUGUCCUGAACUCAGGCGACAUUCCCAACCUUUACAACCUGGAUGAGCAGGACCAGAUUGUCAACGCUAUGCGAAGCUAUGUCCAGGAGCAGGGCCUGCAGCCCACCAAGGCCAACCUCAUGGCUGCCUACACUGGGCGUGUACGCAGCAACAUCCACAUGGUGCUGUGCAUGAGCCCCAUUGGAGAGGUCUUCCGAGCUCGCCUGAGGCAGUUCCCCUCCCUCGUCAACUGCUGUACCAUUGACUGGUUUAAUGAGUGGCCAGCAGAGGCCCUGGAGUCUGUGGCUGCCACAUUCCUGAACGAGAUCCCAGAACUGGAAUCUUCCUCCGAAACAAUUGAAGGACUGAUUCAGGUUUGCGUGCAUAUACACCUGUCAGUGUCGAAGAAGUGUGUCGAGUACCUGGCAGAGCUGGCCCGCCACAACUAUGUGACCCCCAAGAGCUAUUUGGAACUGCUCAAUAUUUUCUCCAUCCUCAUCGGGCAGAAGAAACUGGAGCUGAAAACUGCCAAAAACCGCAUGAAGAGUGGCCUUGACAAGUUACUACGCACUUCUGAGGACGUGUCCAAGAUGCAAGAGGAGCUGGAGGUCAUGCGCCCCUUGCUGGAAGAGGCUGCCAAGGACACCAUAUACACCAUGGAGCAGAUCAAGGCGGAUACAGCCAUUGCUGAGGAGACCAGGAAUUCUGUGCAGGCUGAGGAGAUCAAAGCCAAUGAGAAGGCCAGGAAGGCACAAGCUAUUGCUGAUGAUGCUCAGAAGGAUCUGGAUGAGGCACUGCCAGCCUUAGAUGCAGCCUUGGCCAGCCUGCGCAACCUCAACAAAAACGAUGUGACUGAGGUGCGUGCCAUGCAACGGCCACCCCCAGGCGUGAAGCUAGUCAUAGAAGCUGUGUGCAUCAUGAAGGGUAUCAAGCCAAAGAAGGUGGCUGGAGACAAGCCAGGCACCAAAGUGGAUGACUACUGGGAGCCAGGCAAGGGGCUGCUGCAGGACCCAGGUCGCUUCCUGGAGAGCCUCUUCAAGUUUGACAAGGACAACAUUGGAGAGACUGUGAUCAAGGCCAUCCAGCCGUACAUCGACAACGAGGAGUUCCAACCAGCUGCCAUCGCCAAGGUGUCCAAAGCCUGCACCUCUAUCUGCCAGUGGGUGCGGGCCAUGCACAAGUACCACUUCGUGGCCAAGGCUGUGGAGCCCAAGCGGCAAGCCUUGCGGGAGGCCCAGGAAGACCUGGAGGUGACACAAAGGAUCCUGGAGGAGGCAAAGCAUCGCCUGCGUGAGGUAGAGGGUGGCAUCGCCACCAUGCAGGCCAAGUACCGAGAAUGCAUUGCUAAGAAAGAAGAGCUGGAGAUGAAGUGUGAGCAGUGUGAGCAGCGGCUGGGCCGUGCUGACAAGCUCAUCAACGGGCUGUCGGAUGAGAAGGUGCGCUGGCAGGAGACGGUGGAGAACCUGGAGAAUAUGCUUGACAACAUAUCGGGCAACGUGCUGGUUGCUGCCGGCUUUGUGGCCUACCUGGGCCCCUUCACGGGUCAGUAUCGCACAGCACUCUACGACCAGUGGGUCAAGCAGCUUAUAGUCCAUCAUGUACCACACACUUCUGAGCCCACGCUAAUUGGAACGCUGGGGAACCCCGUGAAGAUCCGCUCAUGGCAGAUUGCUGGCCUUCCCAAUGACACUUUGUCAGUGGAGAACGGGGUCAUCAACCAGUUCUCCCAGCGCUGGACUCACUUCAUUGACCCCCAGGGCCAGGCCAACAAAUGGAUCAAGAACAUGGAGAAGGACAAUGGGCUGGAUGUGUUUAAGCUGAGUGACCGUGACUUCCUGCGCAGCAUGGAGAAUGCCAUCCGCUUUGGCAAGCCAUGCCUUCUGGAGAAUGUGGGCGAGGAGCUUGACCCAGCUCUGGAGCCUGUGCUGCUUAAGCAGACAUACAAGCAGCAGGGGAACACAGUGCUGAGGCUGGGGGAUACAGUGAUCCCCUACCAUGAGGACUUCAGGAUGUACAUCACCACCAAGCUGCCCAACCCACACUACACACCCGAGAUCUCCACCAAACUCACCCUCAUCAACUUCACCCUGUCGCCCAGUGGCCUGGAGGACCAGCUGCUGGGCCAGGUAGUGGCUGAAGAGCGACCAGACCUGGAGGAGGCCAAGAACCAGCUGAUUAUCAGUAAUGCCAAGAUGCGUCAGGAACUAAAGGACAUUGAAGACCAGAUCCUAUACCGGCUCAGCUCCUCUGAGGGCAACCCUGUGGAUGACAUGGAGCUCAUCAAAGUGCUAGAAGCAUCCAAAAUGAAGGCUGCUGAGAUCCAGGCCAAGGUCAAGAUUGCAGAGCAGACAGAGAAGGACAUUGACCUCACACGCAUGGAGUACAUACCUGUGGCUGUCCGUACUCAGAUCCUCUUCUUCUGCGUGUCUGACCUGGCGAACGUGGACCCCAUGUACCAGUACUCCCUCGAAUGGUUCCUCAACAUCUUCCUCUCGGGCAUUGCCAACUCAGAGAGGGCAGACAACCUGAAAAAGCGCAUCAUCAACAUCAACCGCUACCUGACAUACAGCCUCUACAGCAAUGUCUGCCGCAGCCUCUUUGAGAAGCACAAGCUGAUGUUCGCCUUCCUGCUCUGUGUCCGCAUCAUGAUGAAUGAGGGCAAGAUCAACCAGGGUGAGUGGCGCUACCUCCUGUCUGGGGGCUCCAUCCAGACCAUGACUGAGAACCCUGCACCAGGAUGGCUGUCAGAACGAGCCUGGCGAGACAUCCUGGCACUGUCAAACCUGCCAACAUUUUCCUCCUUCCCCUCUGACUUUGUAAAGCACAAGACAAAAUUCCGGGCCAUCUUCGACAGCCUGGAGCCCCACCGGGAACCCUUGCCUGGCAUCUGGGACCAGUACCUGGACCAGUUCCAGAAGCUGCUGGUCCUCCGCUGCCUGCGUGGGGAUAAGGUUACCAAUGCCAUGCAGGACUUUGUGGCCACUAACCUGGAGCCACGCUUCAUUGAGCCCCAGACAGCCAAUCUAUCAGUGGUGUUCAAAGACUCCAAUUCCACCACGCCCCUCAUCUUUGUGCUGUCACCUGGCACAGACCCUGCUGCUGAUCUCUAUAAAUUUGCCGAAGAGAUGAAGUUCUCCAAGAAGCUCUCUGCCAUCUCCCUGGGUCAGGGUCAGGGCCCUCGGGCAGAAGCCAUGAUGCGCAGCUCCAUAGAGAGGGGCAAGUGGGUCUUCUUCCAGAACUGCCACCUAGCACCAAGCUGGAUGCCAGCCCUGGAGCGCCUCAUUGAGCACAUCAACCCCGACAAGGUGCACCGGGACUUCCGCCUGUGGCUCACCAGUCUGCCCAGUAACAAGUUUCCAGUGUCCAUCCUGCAGAAUGGCUCCAAGAUGACCAUUGAGCCACCACGUGGUGUCAAGGCCAACCUGCUGAAGUCCUACAACAGCCUCAGCGACGACUUCCUCAACUCCUGUCGUAAGGUGUUGGAGUUCAAGUCCUUGCUGCUGUCUUUGUGCCUAUUUCACGGGAAUGCGCUGGAGCGUCGUAAAUUUGGGGCUCUGGGCUUCAACAUCCCCUAUGAGUUCACAGAUGGAGACCUACGCAUCUGCAUCAGCCAGCUCAAAAUGUUUCUAGACGAAUAUGAUGACAUCCCUUACAAGGUCCUCAAGUACACGGCAGGAGAGAUCAACUAUGGAGGCCGUGUCACUGAUGACUGGGACCGCCGCUGUGUUAUGAACAUCCUGGAGGACUUCUACAGGCCUGCUGUGCUCUCCCCUGACCACACCUACAGUGAAUCAGGCAUCUACCACCAGAUCCAGCCCACCUACGACCUCAAUGGCUACCUCUCCUACAUCAAAAGUCUCCCACUAAACGAUAUGCCUGAGAUCUUUGGCCUGCAUGACAAUGCCAACAUCACCUUUGCCCAGAAUGAGACUUUUGCCCUGCUUGGUGCCAUCAUCCAGCUGCAGCCCAAAUCAUCCUCUGUGGGCAGCCAAGGCCGGGAGGAGAUAGUGGAGGAUGUGGCCCAGAACAUUCUGCUCCAGGUGCCUGAGCCUAUCAACUUGCAAAUGGUAAUGGCCAAGUACCCCGUGUUGUAUGAGGAGUCAAUGAACACUGUACUGGUACAAGAGGUCAUUAGGUACAACCGGCUGCUGCAAGUGAUCACACAGACACUGCGAGACUUGCUCAAGGCACUCAAGGGGCUGGUGGUGAUGUCCUCGCAGCUGGAGCUGAUGGCUGCCAGCCUGUACAACAACACUGUGCCUGAGCUCUGGAAUGCCAAGGCAUACCCAUCACUCAAGCCACUGGCCUCUUGGGUCAUGGACCUGCUGCAGCGCCUGGACUUCCUGCACACCUGGAUCCAAGGUGGCAUCCCAGCCGUGUUCUGGAUCAGUGGCUUCUUCUUCCCACAGGCUUUCCUGACAGGCACUCUACAGAACUUUGCCCGCAAGUUCAUCAUCUCCAUUGACAUCAUCUCCUUUGAUUUCAAGGUGAUGGCCCAGUCACCAUCAGAACUCCAAGAAAGGCCCGAAGUCGGGUGCUACAUCCAUGGACUGUUCCUGGAAGGUGCCCGCUGGGACCCGCAGGCCUUCCAACUGGCUGAGUCUCGGCCCAAGGAGCUAUACACAGAUAUGGCUGUUAUCUGGCUCUUACCAGUGCCCCACCGCAAGGCUCAGAACCAGGACAUCUACCUGUGUCCCAUCUACAAGACACUGACCCGUGCCGGAACACUGUCAACUACAGGCCACUCUACCAACUAUGUCAUCGCUGUGGAGAUCCCUACCGACCAGCCUCAGCGACACUGGAUAAAGCGCGGUGUGGCCCUCAUCUGUGCCCUGGACUACUAGACUCAGAAGGGCCGGAACCAUUAAAGUUGAGUUUUCCAGUUACUCUA
This is a messenger RNA of Chinchilla lanigera (long-tailed chinchilla), 12977 nucleotides long. RefSeq names its product dynein, axonemal, heavy chain 1 (gene Dnah1). NCBI's taxonomy places the organism in Eukaryota, Metazoa, Chordata, Mammalia, Rodentia, Chinchillidae. Gene Ontology annotation, biological process: microtubule-based movement. Gene Ontology annotation, cellular component: dynein complex. The record is from RefSeq and is a predicted model, not a curated record. The transcript is spliced from 78 exons. Bases 118 to 12930 code for a protein of 4270 amino acids. Gene Ontology annotation, molecular function: minus-end-directed microtubule motor activity; ATP binding; dynein intermediate chain binding.